Molecule: messenger RNA, 2762 nt
Organism: Loxodonta africana (African savanna elephant)
Lineage: Eukaryota; Metazoa; Chordata; Mammalia; Proboscidea; Elephantidae
Gene: ZFP36L1
Product: ZFP36 ring finger protein like 1
Exons: 2
Coding region: 158-1174 (338 amino acids)
Molecular function (GO): metal ion binding; mRNA binding
Source: RefSeq, a predicted model, not a curated record
UUUGCGCGCCGCAGCCCGGGAGAGUCAGAGAAAGGCCAGGGGCGCCGGGAUCAGGCGUGUGGGACUCCACAGCGGAGAGCCGGAGGCAGCGCCUUCCCCGCACCGGGACCUUUGCGACACACCAGACCCUAGCCACUGCCCGGUCCGAGCGCCCAGGAUGACCACCACCCUCGUGUCCGCCACCAUCUUCGACUUGAGCGAAGUUUUAUGCAAGGGUAACAAGAUGCUCAACUACAGUACUCCCAGUGCCGGGGGCUGCCUGCUGGACAGGAAGGCGGUGGGCACCCCUGCUGGUGGGGGCUUCCCUCGGAGGCACUCAGUCACUCUGCCCAGCUCCAAGUUCCACCAGAACCAGCUCCUCAGCAGCCUGAAGGGUGAGCCUGCUCCAGCCCUGAGCUCGCGGGACAGCCGCUUCCGCGACCGCUCAUUCUCAGAGGGGGGUGAGCGACUGCUGCCCACCCAGAAGCAGCCGGGGAGUGGCCAGGUCAACUCCAGCCGCUACAAGACGGAGCUGUGUCGCCCGUUCGAGGAAAAUGGAGCUUGUAAGUACGGGGACAAGUGCCAGUUCGCACACGGUAUCCACGAGCUCCGCAGCCUGACCCGUCACCCCAAGUACAAGACGGAGCUGUGCCGCACCUUCCACACCAUCGGCUUUUGCCCCUACGGGCCGCGCUGCCACUUCAUCCACAACGCCGAGGAGCGCCGAGCCCUGGCUGGGGCCCGGGACCUCUCCGCUGACCGUCCCCGCCUCCAGCAUAGCUUUAGCUUUGCUGGGUUUCCCAGUGCCGCUGCCACCGCCGCUGCCACAGGGCUGCUGGACAGCCCCACGUCCAUCACCCCACCCCCCAUCCUGAGUGCUGAUGACCUCCUGGGCUCACCCACCCUGCCCGAUGGCACCAAUAACCCCUUCGCCUUCUCCAGCCAGGAGCUGGCGAACCUUUUUGCCCCUAGUAUGGGGCUGCCCGGGGGUGGUUCCCCAACUGCCUUCCUCUUCCGGCCCAUGUCCGAGUCCCCUCACAUGUUUGACUCACCCCCCAGCCCUCAGGAUUCUCUCUCGGACCAGGAGGGCUACCUGAGCAGCUCCGGCAGCAGCCACAGUGGCUCAGACUCCCCCACUUUGGACAACUCAAGACGCCUGCCCAUUUUCAGCAGACUUUCCAUCUCAGAUGACUAAACCAGAGUAGGGAGGGACCCCCUGCCUACUCCAUCCCCACCCACACCCCGGCACCCUUACCCCUCCCCAUCUGAUUCCUGACAAACCUUACGUUAACAAGAUUAAGCUCAACCCCUUUCCCUUGAACCUUGGAAUACCCCCUUCCUCCCCCACCUUGUUACCCCACCUAACAUAAAGACAAGUCAAUUUGUCAGUAGCUUCCUCUGGCUUGAAACCCCUCCCCUCAACUUUAUAGCCCACUUACCAUGCAUAACAGACAAGUCCCAUAUUUGUCAGCAGAUGCCUUUUUCUGGCUUAAGCCUUAAGUGCCAAAUCACAAAAGAAAAAGCAGUAACAGUUUACAGAAGCAACUUAGUGCCUUGUAAUCUAACUUUGUCACUGUGACUACAUUACCUCUUCAACGCCAGAGGGCACCCGUGGGCCUCCCGAGCCUCUGCCCAUGGGGAGGGGCCGGAGACCCAGAACCAGCAGCUCCCUCCACUGGCGACACGACUGCACCUUCCCUCAUUUCAGUCUCCCACACGCUUCUUCCUCGCCCCUCUUCCCAGUGCCUGCCCCCACCCCGUUGGGAGAGUUGUUGCCAGACUUGGGUUUUUGGGGAAACCUGUCUUGACAUUCAAAACUUUUUCCUUCCCGACCUGAACCCCCUGUUGACAAAUCUUGCCCGAGUUUGUGUAGGUCUGCAGGAAGGAAGGCUGAAAAAGCGGACGAAGAUUGUGACAUAAGUGGGACUUUGUGAUUUAUUUUUUUCUUUUUUAAGUGGGGAGGAAGGGGAAGCUAGAUGGACUAUGAGAGACUUGAUUUUGGUGCUAAAGUUCCCCAGUUUAUAUGUGACAUCUUUAAAAAAAAGAAAACAAAAAUGAGAGAAAAGCUAAACAUGUAAGGGGUGAGCAGUUAAUGGUAUUCAUUCCACAUACAAUAUCUGUGUAAAAGGAUUUCCUGUAGAAGUAGCUUUAAUGGUUUUUGCUCUAGAAUACCGUAGGUCUAUCCUUAGAGCACUCACGCCAUGCUUUUUUCCCUGGGUUUUAAACUUCAUAUAACUUUCAGAAAUUGGAGAGCAAAAAUUUUGCUUGUCACUGCACAUCAAUAUAAAAAAGCUUAUUUAACUUAUCAAAACGUAUUUAUUGCCAAACUUUGCUUUUUUUUUUUUUUUUGUUAAUUUUGUUCAUAUUUAUCGGGAUGACAAAUCCAUAGAAUAUAUUCUUUUAUGUUAAAUUAUGAUCUUCAUAUUAAUCUUAAAAUUUUGUGACGUGUCUUUUUCCUUUUUUUCCACAGUUUUAAUAUAUUAUUCUUCAACGACAUUUUUUGUAACUUUACACUUUUUUUUGGUUAUUUUAUUUUAAAAAAAUGAAAAAUUAAUUUAAAAAAAUGCAAAAAACUGUUGGAUUAUUUAUUUUAGAAAUUCCCCCCUUUGUGUUGGACUGCAAAUUGAGUUUCUUUCUCUUUAGGCCUUUCACAACUAGGACUGAGAAUGUAUGUAAUAGCUCUGUGACAGUGGAGAAGGAAAACAACUUUUUAUGUAUAGCUUGUAAAAGGGAAAAAAAAAAAAAAAAGAAACCCUUUGACUUCCACGUGCCCAUCUCAAAAA